GCCGCUGGAGCUGAAGAGGAUGCUAGAGAAGUUAUGGGGGCGAGAGGAAGAAGUAUAAGAUGCCUGCUUGAGGAGGUAGAGAAGAGCAUCAACUCGACAGACUUAUACGCUUCUCUACGACCUUCUUACCAUUCUUCCCUCUUAUCUCUCACCUCCCUAAAGUUCGAUCGAAUCGUACUCUGCACCUAUAGCCAAGAUGCGUACUUCUACUGCUCUCUUCGCGCUCGCUGCUACAACCUCUACGGUCAUCGCUCGCCCGGGAGCUUGGCAAUACACCACCGAUCUCGAGAUCAUCGUCUCUCUCAGCAAUUCCGAUAAGGCUCUCGGAUCUCGCACCGGCUUCCUCCAAGGUCAGCGACAGGAGCAGCCCCCGGACAACUCCAAGGGCCCCUUCAAGACGGUCAACAUCAUCGUCGGCAAGAACGUCGAAAACAAGGACAUCCGCUGCAAGCUCAUCGCACCUGGUGGCCAGCCUAUCAAGGCGCGCCGCGGCGAGAACAACGUCGACCAGACCUUCGCCGACGCCGGCAAGGGCGAGUGGGCGUUCCUCGAAGACAGCGAGGUUGAGAGCAUUAUUUGCGAUCCGGCCUUCAAGAAGGGCGAUGGCAGCGGCAACGGAGGCGAUGCUGCAGGGAAGAUCGUCAGAGUCGUUCUAAGCGACCAGGCCACGGAGACGGGCGUUGCGUUCGAACUCGCAUCUGAUAAACGCGAUGAGGAGGCCAUCAAGCCCUCCACUGUCUUCUCGGCCAUCGAGAUCCAGGCACCAGCCGAUGUCAAGGCCACACUUCGCUGCCAGAUCGAGGACAAGUCGGGCAAUAUCAUUGUUGCUACGCGCGGACCCAACACUGACAAGACUUUCUCGGAUGCUGGGAAGGGCGCAUGGGAUUUCAAGAUCCCAAAGAGGGCCCAGGUCAGCAAGAUUAUAUGCGACCCGGCCUUCAAGGCGGAUCCUAUUACGAGCAACUAAUUCCUAGG
Molecule: messenger RNA, 975 nt
Organism: Paraphaeosphaeria sporulosa
Lineage: Eukaryota; Fungi; Ascomycota; Dothideomycetes; Pleosporales; Didymosphaeriaceae
Exons: 1
Coding region: 197-967 (256 amino acids)
Source: RefSeq, a predicted model, not a curated record